Messenger RNA from Cricetulus griseus (Chinese hamster), 261 nucleotides. NCBI's taxonomy places the organism in Eukaryota, Metazoa, Chordata, Mammalia, Rodentia, Cricetidae. The record is from RefSeq and is a predicted model, not a curated record.
AUGGAAGUGGUUCCCCUACAGCCUGAAGUGAGCAGCUACCGGCGUGGGCGCAAGAAACGUGUGCCCUACACCAAGGUGCAGCUGAAGGAGCUAGAAAAGGAGUAUGCAGCCAGCAAGUUCAUCACCAAAGAGAAGCGCCGGCGCAUCUCAGCCACCACGAACCUCUCGGAGCGCCAGGUCACCAUCUGGUUCCAGAACCGGCGGGUGAAAGAGAAGAAGGUAGUCAGCAAAUCGAAAGCACCUCAUCUGCACUCCACCUGA